ACUCCUCCUGCUAUUGGGGUGCGGGAGAGAACAAAACACGCGGUGAACGACCAGAGAAGCAGCAUGGGAUCUGACUCAUCCGCAAAGGCCGCCGCUGGCGUCACCAAAGCCCCUGGCUGGAGGUGUAAGAUCGCCUACGGCAUCAACCUGCACAAGCUUCUCUGCGCCCCCAUCACCUACUUGUUCAUGCUCAAGUACUCCCGGUUCAGUGCGGCGGCAUGGACCUACCUAGCGCUUCAUGGGUCUUACGGAUAUCUUUGGAUCGUGAAGGACCAGACGUUUCCGGACCGGAACUUCCACGUCCCUAGCUCGUUCGGAGAAAUGUCUGCAGCCUUCGUCGUAGUCAGCGCUCUGUACUGGCCAAUCCCGUGGAUAAUGAUGCACCACGGGAAGGACGUCCCUCCGUGGUGCCAAGCCCUCGCCAUCGGAGUCUUCUCCACCGGCAUGUUCUUGAUGGUGGGGGCAGACUGCCAGAAGUACUACACUCUCAAGCUCGCGCCGGGGAAGCUGAUCACGACCGGCUUCUUCAAGUAUAUCCGCAGCCCCAACUACCUGGGUGAGCUCAUGGUGUAUGGAGCAUUGUCGAUGCUAACGUACACCGCCUGGGGGUGGAUCCCCUUCGUCACCUUGGCAUUGAGGUUCUCGGCGGACGCCCGAAAGAAGGACAGAUCGAUGAGCCGCUACGAGGAAUUCGCUGAGUGGAAGGCCUCUUCUUAUUUGAUCCUGCCCCCCGUCUAUUGAAACCGGGCGCCGGUCAUUCCUUAGCGUCCGGCAGAGAAUAGCAAGCCUGGUGGGGAUGCAUGUUCGGACAUAUAAAUG
Ectocarpus sp. CCAP 1310/34 is the source of this 819-nucleotide messenger RNA. The record is from the annotation of a GenBank genome assembly. Lineage: Eukaryota; Phaeophyceae; Ectocarpales; Ectocarpaceae.